AUGUCAAAAGAUGGAGAACCAAAACCACCUGCCUCAUGGAGCACCAACCAAGCAGGACUCUCGUCGAGGGUACCCCCAAAAUUGGCAACAUCACCAUUAAAAUCCACGUCUACGGGAUCUCCUAAAAUAUCUCCAGCAAAGUCACCCUUGAGAACGGCGGGACCGAGACCCUCGGCGCCUUCAGGGAUUGAUACUCACUGUUAUGCGGCUACUGAGCACGGGACUAACAAGAGUCGAGAUGCUCUUGUGUCCGAAAUGCUUUGGGAUUACCUCUCUGGGAAUCCGAUCCUCCACACCAAGGUACAGAAGGUGCGCCAUGAUAUUUCCAACCUGAAAAUGGAGUAUAGAAACGGAUGGCAUGACCCAAAAAUGAUUAUGCACUUGUUCGAUAUGGCCUAUGACGACAGAGGAAAACAUGCCACCGAUUUUCUACACACCGCUGGGCACCAAUUGCAGCUGAUCUGGACGUUUGAUCCAACACUAACAAGAGCCAUGGAACAGACAGGCGAUGGCAUGAAAGACAUCAUCUAUUGCUGUCUCGCGAUAAUCAAAAAGAAGCGUCCAAGCCUAACACUAUCCGAAGUUGUGAGGCAGAUCAUCAAUGCGAUGCCUCAGAGAAUAGAUGGCCUGACUAAAUGCAUGAAUCUCGCUGUUGACGUUGCUAAAAAACCGCCUUCCCCCGGCUGGGAAGAACUGAUGAUCAGGUCAAGUCGGCACGGUGGCUUACUAUCGUUACGUCCCAAUGAAAGCAAGAUUGUUGCUGAUGGACUCCAGGUGCUAUGUGAUAGCCCCUGGCCUCAAAUGGAGUGUGUGAUUAUUGGUGUUGUUGAAAUUGUGAUGUCUAAAACACAGAACAAGUUCACGCCUACUCAGAUUAUUCAGGAUAUGAUGCGGUUAAUUGGAAAUUCCAAAGUUUCUCCAAUUUUGGGCUCCAGAAACCCCUAUCAGCUUCAAUGUAGGCUACAAGCAACACUUCUCGCCUUGAAGUUCAUGGAACCACUGCUAUUCUCCCUGCCGGACGUGAAACCCGGUAAAAACGUUAAGAGAGAGAAGAAUGAAGAAGCUCGUGCUCCUAUAAAGCGGCAUUUUUCAGAAUACCGACCUAAUCAACUCAAACGAUCUGCUGGCCCUUCUAAUGCUACAGAUGUGCAUGUCUCUUUGACUUCUGUCGGAAAGCCGAAGCUCAUCUCUCCUAGAAAGCUGAGAACCCUGGAAAUUGAAACCAAGCUGGCGGAAAUGGCUUGUAAACGCACUAUAAGAGAUUUCACAGGUGUCACGCCGUCUGUUAAGGCCGUUCAGGAGCAAAAGACGGUAGCUACUGCACCACGACCGCGAAAGCCAGCCGAAACUAUACCUACAAAGCUAUCCUUAGAAGAUGGAGAGACUGCGAAUGGAGCGAAAUUACUAAACACCCACGAGAUAGCCAGGUCAUCUACAACGGAGUUCGCGGCAGAGUCAGCCUCUGGUGUUGUCUCACAGAGCCGAAAGUCGUUGUUUGAAGACAGCAAGCGGUUUGAUUUAUCCGCCAACAUGUCUUCAGAACAACGAAUAAACGAAGAAAUAGGGGAUCUUCUGGAUAAUGUCUCUUCGAACGAGCCUCUUAUUCCUCCAGCACAGACAACGAUGGCGGGUGUACCUUCUGUUCCCAUUGUCGAGCGACUUCAUGCUCCAACUUCUGUAUGCAUAAAGGAAGAGUCUAAGGAUAUCGCUUUCAGAAACAGUGCCAAGCUUUCAGUAACCGACGCGGUAGCCAAAAUAGCCCAUCUCCAACCCGGAGUUGGAAAGUACAUCGAGUCUAUCCAAGGUCAUGACCCGCAUGUAGCUAAGGCAUUUCUGGUUCGCUUGGUUAUGAGUGGCCAAGUUGAUGUUGGCACUACACUAGGGCACGUGAAACAACUGAAAAUACGCUACCCUCGCCACGAGUUCUUCUUUUCACCUAAGGAUGAUAAACUGCUACUACAGCUUAUGCGGGGAGCCGGCGCGAAGCCCUCCAAGCUCAAUCGUCUGUUCAAGAGGCAUCUCUCUUCUGAUAUUGACAUGCGAAUGAAGUUCCUAGGCUAUCUGAAAACCAGAAAAGACAAUUAA
Molecule: messenger RNA, 2085 nt
Organism: Yarrowia lipolytica CLIB122
Lineage: Eukaryota; Fungi; Ascomycota; Dipodascomycetes; Dipodascales
Source: RefSeq, a predicted model, not a curated record